AUCCUACCAGUCAAGCCGAGCGAUCCUUAUCCGUACAGACUCGCUAUUACGUAGCCUCGUCCUCGUUGCUCCACCUGCCACCACCAAGGAAUUGGGAAAGACUUUAACUUGCUGACUUGCUGCUGACUGACUUUGCUCUGCUCAUCCCGUCAAACAAAUCAAUUGAACUUGUCCAAUCUUCUUUUCUGUUCUUUUUUCUUCUUUCUUUUCCUCUUUCUUUUUUUUUUUUCAGACUCAUUCGCAGUCUGGAAAAAAUACCCGACGCAAGCAUCUCAUGCCGACGUUCGGGUCAUUGCUAAAGAAGAAAAAGACGUUGUCGACAGGUGGUUCGAAGGAGGUGCCUAAUUCUUCAUCUACAGGCGCCGAACCUUCCACGACAUCAGCAACAUCCGAUAAACCCGCUGAGCAAUCGCAUCGAUCAUCGGUCAAGGAAUCCAACGACAGCAGCAGCAAGAAGAAUAGCGCUGUGUCGACUAGCGCGGAGACAAGCAAUCAAAAAGGCAAUUCGCAAGAUAAUCAGAUGACAUUGACAUCGUCAACAAAUCAGCAACCUGCGCAAGGCGCAAAUACUUCCUCCUCACAUCAUCACCACCAUCUGCCGAAUAUCGGCAGUAUAAAGAGCAUCAUCAAUCCCACGCACCAUCAGCAGCAUGAAAAUGAGAGUCAUGCGCAACAGCAGGGACAUACUGACAACAGCAAUAACAAUGUCCAGGCAUCACAAGGCCAGUUGGCUAGUUUACAAGCAAGACAGACAAAAGGGAAAUAUUCGCUGGAAGAUUUCUCCCUUCAGCGAACAUUAGGUACAGGAAGCUUUGGCCGGGUGCAUUUGGUGCAGUCAAGACAUAAUCAUCGCUUCUAUGCGAUCAAAGUAUUGAAGAAGGCUCAGGUGGUGAAGAUGAAGCAGGUGGAACACACAAAUGAUGAAAGGAGGAUGCUUCAAAGGGUAAAGCACCCUUUCCUUAUCACCCUAUGGGGUACUUUCCAGGAUUCGAAGAAUUUAUAUAUGGUUAUGGACUUUGUUGAGGGCGGGGAACUUUUCAGUCUUCUCCGCAAGUCGCAGAGAUUUCCUAAUCCUGUCGCUAAAUUUUAUGCUGCAGAGGUGACGUUGGCUCUAGAAUAUUUGCAUGCGCAGCAUAUUAUAUACCGAGAUCUCAAACCCGAGAAUUUACUGCUGGACAGACAUGGGCAUUUGAAGAUUACUGAUUUUGGCUUUGCCAAAGAAGUCCCGGAUAUUACUUGGACAUUGUGUGGAACGCCGGAUUACCUUGCGCCGGAGGUUGUGUCUUCCAAGGGAUAUAAUAAAUCAGUGGAUUGGUGGUCCUUGGGUAUUCUUAUAUUUGAGAUGCUUUGCGGCUUUACACCGUUCUGGGACAGCGGAUCGCCUGUCAAGAUAUAUGAGAAUAUUCUUCGAGGCAAAAUCAAAUACCCUCCAUAUAUGCAUCCAGAUGCCGUCGAUCUUCUUUCCCAGCUCAUCACCCCAGAUUUGACAAAGCGACUCGGCAACCUUCACGGCGGCCCGGAAGAUGUCAAGAAUCACCCUUGGUUUGCCGAAGUGACCUGGGAUAGAUUGCUGAGGAAGGACAUUGACGCUCCGUAUGUCCCACCCGUCCGGGCUGGACAGGGAGAUGCAAGCCAGUUUGACAAGUAUCCCGAGGAGAAUGAAGCAUAUGGUAGCAAUGGAGACGACCCAUAUCAUAGUCUUUUCACCGAGUUUUAAUUCUUCCUACACCGCCGACACUUCCAAUCUAACCGUCUCUUGGAUAACCACAGCUUGAAGCAACCUCGUCGGUCUAGUUCCCAGAACUGUACUAUGCGACAGAGCUCAACGAUAUCUAGGUAUCAAACAAUUUUUCAUCAUCUUAUCAAAUAUAUUUUACAACGGAUCUGGGUUUAGGUGUGGGUUUGGCUUCGUUUUUUUUUUGGCUUGUUUUUGUGUGUUUCUGCUGGAGACCGAUGUCUUACGUAUGGUCUGGGACCGAUAUGACAAAAUUUAUGGAGUAUUGAUGUAUGUGACAUAUGUCUAGGUAGUUACAUGGGGAAGAAAUGGUAGCAUAACUGCAUAAUU
This is a messenger RNA of Talaromyces stipitatus ATCC 10500, 2065 nucleotides long. RefSeq names its product cAMP-dependent protein kinase catalytic subunit PkaC1. Lineage: Eukaryota; Fungi; Ascomycota; Eurotiomycetes; Eurotiales; Trichocomaceae. The transcript is spliced from 4 exons. The coding region runs from base 275 to 1717 and encodes 480 amino acids. The record is from RefSeq and is a predicted model, not a curated record. Gene Ontology annotation, molecular function: cAMP-dependent protein kinase activity; ATP binding. Gene Ontology annotation, biological process: peptidyl-serine phosphorylation. Gene Ontology annotation, cellular component: cAMP-dependent protein kinase complex; nucleus.